Symphalangus syndactylus (siamang) is the source of this 2478-nucleotide messenger RNA. Its product is annotated as cytochrome P450 3A5. The record is from RefSeq and is a predicted model, not a curated record. NCBI's taxonomy places the organism in Eukaryota, Metazoa, Chordata, Mammalia, Primates, Hylobatidae. Gene Ontology annotation, biological process: steroid metabolic process; oxidative demethylation. Gene Ontology annotation, molecular function: heme binding; oxidoreductase activity, acting on paired donors, with incorporation or reduction of molecular oxygen, reduced flavin or flavoprotein as one donor, and incorporation of one atom of oxygen; estrogen 16-alpha-hydroxylase activity.
CCUCCAGUUUUCCAUCCCUCAGUCACACCAGAGGGGGAAGGUCUGCAAGGAUCCAGAACCAUCAGUUGGAGGAGUUUGCGCAUGACUCAUGAAAGAUGAGUUCCAGGCAGGCCUGCCAUAGUGAACACCAGGCUUAAUGGGUUUUUCCUCAGAGAUACUUCAUGUACAGAGGCAGUGAACUGACUGCUCUCUGGUUGACCACCUUGAAAAAGAUGAGUGUGCCUGGCACUGUGCUUCUCAAGUGAGUAUUACCUGAGAAGUAUUAGUUGCUGGUUCUUCUGCACACCAUCAUUCAAGGACAUAUGGGUCAACCAUCCUCCUCAAUAGUUCAAAUCAACCAGAUCAUCUGACCACAGAGACUGAGGUGUACCUGAAAGCUGCCCACAUUUCUGUAAGGCCAAUAGAAGCCAUGAACACAGUUGUCAAUCUGUAGAAAUAAGGACUCCAUGACUCCUCCAAGGUCUCUCUGUGAAUGAACGUUUAAGAAGGGCUAGAUCCUAAAAUAGGGUCAGAGCUUAGAGAGAAGAAAAAGCAUAAACAUUGCUGAGCAAAUUGUAAGGGCAGUGUCACCAUAGGUUCUAAGUGACCCUCUGUGAUUGAGUGCAUACAGUGAUGCAAAAUCUCAUCAUCAGUGCAGAAGACAAAAAAAAUCUUACCCUUUCUACCUAGGAUGAGAAUCUCCAAAUCAGGGAAGAGUCCACUUACUAAACAGACAUAAGUGUCCUGGAAGAAUUCCUGCCUGAACCUCUCAGGAGCAUUUGAGGACAUUUAUCAAGUAUUCACUCCAGGAUUGGGACUAUGAAGACUUCAGCUGCUUUCAGCUAAUCAUUGAGACUUUUCAGGGGUCUUGGAGUAGAGUCAGGAAAGGACCUGAUGAGUGAAUGCAAUUACUGACAUUGGAGUUGCUGUUAUUAUUUAUCGUAUAUGGGACCCGUACACAUGGACUUUUUAAGAGACUGGGAAUUCCAGGGCCCACACCUCUGCCUUUGUUGGGAAAUGUUUUGUCCUAUCGUCAGGGUCUCUGGAAAUUUGACACAGAAUGUUAUAAAAAGUAUGGAAAAAUGUGGGGAACGUAUGAUGGUCAACUCCCUGUGCUGGCCAUCACAGAUCCCGACAUGAUCAAAACAGUGCUAGUGAAAGAAUGUCACUCUGUCUUCACAAAUCGAAGGUCUUUAGGCCCAGUGGGAUUUAUGAAAAGUGCCAUCUCUUUAGCUGAGGAUGAAGAAUGGAAGAGAAUACGGUCAUUGCUGUCUCCAACCUUCACCAGUGGAAAACUCAAGGAGAUGUUCCCCAUCACUGCCCAGUAUGGAGAUGUAUUGGUGAGAAACUUGAGGCGGGAAGCGGAGAAAGGCAAGCCUGUCACCCUGAAAGACAUCUUUGGGGCCUACAGCAUGGAUGUGAUCACUGGCACAUCAUUUGGAGUGAACAUCGACUCUCUCAACAAUCCACAAGACCCCUUUGUGGAAAGCAUUAAGAAGUUCCUAAAAUUUGAUUUCUUAGAUCCGUUAUUUCUCUCAAUAAUACUCUUUCCAUUCCUUACCCCAGUUUUUGAAGCAUUAAAUGUCUCUCUGUUUCCAAAAGAUGCUAUAAAUUUUUUAAAUAAAUCUGUAAACAGAAUGAAGAAAAGUCGCCUCAACGACAAACAAAAGCACCGACCGGAUUUCCUUCAGCUGAUGAUUGACUCCCAGAAUUUGAAAGAAACUGAGUCCCACAAAGCUCUGUCUGAUCUGGAGCUUGUGGCCCAGUCAAUAAUCUUCAUUUUUGCUGGCUAUGAAACCACCAGCAGUGUUCUUUCCUUCACUUUAUAUGAACUGGCCACUCACCCUGAUGUCCAGCAGAAACUGCAGAAGGAGAUUGAUGCAGUUUUGCCCAAUAAGGCACCACCUACCUAUGAUGCCGUGGUACAGAUGGAGUACCUUGACAUGGUGGUGAAUGAAACACUCAGAUUAUUCCCAAUUGCUAUUAGACUUGAGAGGACCUGCAAGAAAGAUGUUGAAAUCAAUGGGGUAUUCAUUCCCAAAGGGGCAAUGGUGGUGAUUCCAACCUAUGCUCUUCACCAUGACCCAAAGUACUGGACAGAGCCUGAGGAGUUCCGCCCUGAAAGGUUCAAUAAGAAGAACAAGGACAACAUAGAUCCUUACAUAUACACACCCUUUGGAACUGGACCCAGAAACUGCAUUGGCAUGAGGUUUGCUCUCAUGAACAUGAAACUUGCUCUAAUCAGAGUCCUUCAGAACUUCUCCUUCAAACCUUGUAAAGAAACACAGAUCCCCUUGAAAUUAGGCAUGCAAGGACUUCUUCAACCAGAAAAGCCCAUUGUUCUAAAGGUUGAUUCAAGAGAUGGAACCCUAAGUGGAGAAUGAGUUAUUCUAAGGACUUCUACUCUGUUCUUCAAGAAAGCUGCGCCCCAGAACACCAGAGAUUUCAAUUUACUUUGUCAAUAAAACCUUGAAAUAAAGAUGGGCUUAAUCUAGUGUA